CUCCGUCAUAGACUGGUCUACCUGAUGAAACAAAAUGGCUCCAAAAGGGAAAACAAGUCAACGUGAGGACUUGAAACAAGAAGAUAUUUUACAAGCUGUUGUAAUCGCUGACAGUUUCAAUGUUCGGUUUGGACCAGUCACACAGAGACGUCCACGGACUCUCCUGCCGCUGGUGAAUGUCCCACUGCUGGACUACACACUGGAGUUCCUGUAUGCAGCAGGAGUCCAGGAGGUGUUUGUGUUCUGCUGCCAUCUGGCUGACCAGAUCAGGACACACAUCAAAAAUUCCAAAUGGAAUGAUAGUUCAUCGCCAAUGCAGGUCAGCCCGAUACUGUCAGAUGGAUGCAUGUCAGUUGGAGAUGCUCUGCGAGAGAUCGACAGCAAGUCCCUUGUCAGAAGUGACUUCAUCCUCGUUUCAGGAGAUAUCGUCGCCAACAUCAACUUGAAGAAAAUACUAGAAGAGCACAAGAAACGACGAGAGAAGGACAAGUCAAGUGUGAUGACGCUGGUGUGCAAGAAGGCCCCACCGGGACACCGUACACGCUGCAGCGAGGACGAAAUCCUUGUUGCAGUGGAGAGUGACACAAACAGGGUUCUGCAUUAUCAAAAGGCAUACCAGCAAAACAAGUUUCAUAUACCAGUGAGCGUGUUUGUGGAGCACACAGAUGUGGACGUGAGGUAUGACAUGCUAGAUUCGCAGGUGUGCAUCUGUACGCCCCUCGUACCACAACUCUACACGGACAACUUCGACUACCAAUCUCGCGAUGACUUUGUCCGUGGAAUUCUCAUAAGUGAAGAGAUUCUUGGAAACACAAUACACUUGGCUGUUGUGAGGGAUGAGUAUGCUGCCAGAAUAUCCAACCUGCAGAUGUACGAUGCAGUAAGCCAUGAUGUGAUGAGUCGGUGGACAUAUCCCCUGGUGCCCGAUGGCUACAUGACGUCCCUGGAACGUGACGUCAUGUCAUAUGGAAGACACAACGUGUAUCUCAGUAAAGACAUCACAUUAGCCAGAGGUUGUGUCCUGGCCGAGAAUGUUGUGAUCGGAAGCGGAACGUCAGUUGGGAAUAACACACACAUAAGCAACUCGGUUAUAGGGAAAAACUGUCAGAUAGGUGAGAAUGUGAAGAUAGUGGGUAGUUACCUGUGGGAUGGUGUGGUGGUGGAAGACAACUGUGUCAUCGAGACGGCUCUCCUCUGUAGCGACGUCAAGGUCCACAAAGAAGUCAUCAUUCCUCCAGGGGCGGUCCUAGCGUGGGAGGUGAAAGUUGGACCUUCCCUGACUCUACCAGCUGGUUGUCAGCUGAUCAGUAAGCCGCAGGUGGAUGAAUUUGCUGAUGAAGACGAGACUCCCCCAGAACCUGAUGUGACACCAGAGUUCGGCAGUCAGAGCAAAGCGUUUGUGUACCGAGCAAGCUGUGAAUCGGAUGACGAGGAUGAGGAUUUGGUCCAGGACAUGUGGGGACUGACCAUCCAGUCGGAGGAGGAGGACGAUGACAUCAGCAGCAUCGACAGCGACGCCACGGACCAGGAUGACAUUUCUCCAUCAGGCAGCCCUAUACCGGACGACGCUGGAAAUUUCUACUCCGAAGUGAUCGACACUCUGAUACGAGCCAAGGAAGAUAACAUCAUCACAGACAACAUUAUCCUGGAGAUAAAUUCACUAAAACAUGCCUACAACAUCGCCAUCAAUGACGUGAAUCAGUUGGUGAUGAAGGCACUGCUGUCCCUGCCCCUGCAGAACAGCGAGGCUGCUGAUGUCGUCCAGGUGAUGAAGAUACUUCGACCGUAUUUGUCCAAACACAGUGCCCUUAUCAAAAACUACAUCAAAUGUGCGGAAGCUCAGUUUGACUGUUUGCAAGCUGUGGAGGAGCUGUGCGAGUCUAACAGCGCUGUGUCGUGUGCUGUGGUCAAGCUGCUGCACUUCCUGUACGACCAGGAGAUCCUGGACGAGCAGGUCCUCAUCAAGUGGCACAAAGCUGACCCCGAACCUGAUGCUGAUCUUGAUGCUCACAAGGACAUCAGAAAGAAGGUUGCCCCUCUGAUCACAUGGCUUCAGGAGGCAGAGGAAGAAUCAUCAGAAGAAGACUGAACAGCUCAGCAGACCAAUACAGUCGACCUUCAUGUACCUUGUCACUGUGUGGCUUGACAACCUGUGGUCAAGCCAGAUGACAGGCUCCUUUUCUUGGACAUAAAACCAAUGUUUCUCAACAUCUGCUGUGAUAAUAAAUCCUGUCAUGUUUAAAA
Molecule: messenger RNA, 2244 nt
Organism: Haliotis rubra (blacklip abalone)
Lineage: Eukaryota; Metazoa; Mollusca; Gastropoda; Lepetellida; Haliotidae
Product: translation initiation factor eIF-2B subunit epsilon-like
Exons: 16
Coding region: 35-2089 (684 amino acids)
Biological process (GO): biosynthetic process
Cellular component (GO): eukaryotic translation initiation factor 2B complex
Molecular function (GO): translation initiation factor activity; guanyl-nucleotide exchange factor activity; translation initiation factor binding
Source: RefSeq, a predicted model, not a curated record